This is a messenger RNA of Diversispora eburnea, 750 nucleotides long. The record is from the annotation of a GenBank genome assembly. NCBI's taxonomy places the organism in Eukaryota, Fungi, Glomeromycota, Glomeromycetes, Diversisporales, Diversisporaceae.
AUGGUUAAAGAUUUCAUGGCUAAUAAUAAUGUUGGGGAGAAAAAAGCAAAAGGUCAAGAGAAUGAUGAAUUUUCAGAAACUAUAAAUGUAUUUGAUGGCUUUUCAGAUUCUAACUCGGAAUCCUCUGAGGAUAAAGACGAGUUUUUAGAUAAAACUCAUUCUAGGUUCUAUAAUAGAUAUAAGAAUAAAACUGAACUCGAUCCCUGGAUAAUGUCUGAAACUCCCGAACACCCACAAAUUGAAAAGACUGAUAAUUACCUUUCACAUGAUUGUGUUAUCAAGAUUUCUAAGUUUCUGGAAGAAAAAAGUAUAAUCCUUGAUGUGGUAUAUAAAAGCUUCCCUUUCUUGUCUUACAUUAAUUCGAAUGCAUGGCAUCAGGAUGUAUUUAAAUAUACCAAUUCAGAAGCUAAAUGCCCAAUAUGUAAAGAGAGUUUACCAGAAACUGAGGGAAGAAUACCAAACAAAACCCACCUUUAUCAGCUAGAGGCCAGCUUACAUCAAUAUGCCAUUGAACAUGGAAUGGAUUCUGAGAAAUUUUCGAGGAAGGAAGACCCUAGAAAAUAUCAUAAAUUUUUAACAGAUCGGGAAAGGCUAGUCGGUGAAGAAUUAUUACAUUGCAGUAUAGUAAAGAGUGGUUUAAGUACUACAUGGCUUGAUGAGCUUAUGAAAGAAUGGGAAGGAGUCUACACACAAUUUAUACAAAUGUUCUCUCCAAAUGAAAUUGGAAUUGAGAUAACAACGAAGGCAUAG